AUGUAUAAUGUUGAAGAAAAUAGAUAUCGAGAAAAAACAAAAGAAAAUACUGAUCAGGAAAAAAACAAGAAAAAUAUUGAAAAAACUUUUCAAUUCAAUUUAUAUGAUUACAUUAAUGUGAAUGAGUCAAAAAAAGCUCCUAGUCUGACCAAAAAUGAGGUUAUUCUUAAAGAAAAUAUUGUACAAUUUUACAAAUUAAACUAUGGCUUCGUUAUUAACUCGCAAGAAAAAUAUACCGCAGCAAAUCGAGCAUUUAAUUUUGAACCAAAAAUUAAACCAAAUAUUGAAAGAUGUCUUAUUAAAUUAACGUCACCAAAAGAUAAAAGGGAAUUAUUCUUAUUGAAUAACUGCAUUGAUGUUUCUUCUUUCCAGUCUUUACCACCAAAAUUAGUCAAUAUUAUGGCGCAAUCAAAAAACCUUCUCAAUUACAAUCGAUCUUUUAAUAAUUUUUAUUUUGAAGCUGAUUUUCCACUGGUUGAAUUGAAUUUUGAAAGAGAAACCAUUAAACUAACAAAGGAAAUAAAUAUAUUAGUAGAUAAUGCUUUAAAUAACGAGAGACCGUAUCAGGAAUUAAUUAGAGUAUUUAAUACAUUUGGUUAUUUAUUGUCUCUAAAAAUUAUCCUUGGCCAAAAAUUACGCAGAUCAUGUAUUUUACAGAAGAAAUUAGACCUUCUCGAUCAAAAGAUAGAAUUUAAGGAAAAUUAUUCAUCAGAACUAGAUAAGCUUUUUAUUUUAUGGAAAGAUCAGUAUGGGUUCGAUGAAAAAUACUUAAUGUCAAUAAAUGGAAAAGUUGUUAAAAUAAAUGACAUUGAAAAGUGGUUAAAUGAACAUUUGAAACAAGAUUUUAAAUUAUUACAAAUAAUUAGUCAAAGUGAAUUCGUUCCAUUAUAUGAAUUUUUUGAGGAACCAAUUAGGGGCAACAUCAAAUCAAUUCUAGGAAUAGAUAAUCUUCCAAAAAUUCUUAUGACGGGAGUCGUGCAAAUUAUUAAGAAUAUCAAUUAUUAUAAUGUAGACUUUCCUCAUUUGGAAAGCAGCAAUUAUCAUAUUUUUGCAAAAGUAACUAAAUCAAAUAAGUAUUCUUUUGAUGUUAUUGAUGAAGCUAUUGUAAAAAUACGAUCUAGUAAUAGGACUGGCUUUUUAGCAAUAAUUGAAAAGUUCGAUGGGAUCAAUGAUAAAAAUACGGAAAAUUUACAAAUUAUGUGGAUGUUAAUUGGAUUUCCAGAUGAAGUUAACUUCUACAGUCCGCACACACGAAGUUUAUCUAUACUAAGUAUGGAAAUUCAAGAUGUUGAUAAUGAAAAAACAAGCGUAUUAAUAAAUGUUCCAGAAAAUUUGCCAGAAAACUCCAGAAUAGUUUUAUCAUUUGAACCUGAUAGCGAAUCUGAAAUUGAUACAUAUGAAAAUAGAUCUGAAAUCAACAAAGUUGAAAGCAGAUCUGAAGACGAUGGUGUUGAAAGUAGAUCCGAAGAUGACGGAGUUGAAAUUGGAUCUGAAGAUUAUGAUGCUGAUGAAAGUGGAUCUGAAGACGAUGGAAUUGAAAGUAGAUCUGAAAGCGAUGAAUUUGAAGAUGGUGCUGAAAUUGUAUAUGAAAGCGAUAGUGAUGAAAGUGAAUACUCGAAUAUCGAUACUGAAUAUAAGAUUAAGAAUUCUCUUUACUCGUAUAUUUUUAUUUUUGAUCAAGAAUUUAUAAAAGCUGAUGUAUCAACUAGUAAAUUUUAUGGAUGGGUUUUGGGCAUUUUUUGUACUUUACUGGUUUAUAUGAAUUCUACCGAUUUAUUAAACGAAAAUUCAAACAUCAAUAAAAAUAUGAAUAUUACAUGA
Molecule: messenger RNA, 1821 nt
Organism: Dentiscutata erythropus
Lineage: Eukaryota; Fungi; Glomeromycota; Glomeromycetes; Diversisporales; Gigasporaceae
Source: the annotation of a GenBank genome assembly